This is a messenger RNA of Boeremia exigua, 1700 nucleotides long. RefSeq lists its product as uncharacterized. NCBI's taxonomy places the organism in Eukaryota, Fungi, Ascomycota, Dothideomycetes, Pleosporales, Didymellaceae. The record is from RefSeq and is a predicted model, not a curated record. The transcript has 3 exons. The coding region runs from base 384 to 1544 and encodes 386 amino acids.
GACAGUUCGAUAGCAGCUGAAGCAGCGGUGCGUGCACGCCUCGAGGCAAUUCCCACAUGCGCGUCGCCGUGCGGGCCAAAACACGCGCGGCUUCAGAACAGCCUCGGACAGCGGCUCGUGUGGAGGACAGCUUGCGGUUCCUCGCGCCGUGAUAGGCUGUGGCUAGUGCCAUGCAGGUCAUCCUGGACCAACCCCAGCCAUCUUUCCAAGCAAAACACAGGAGAGCUGAGUGACAACAGAGCGCCCUCUCCACACCACCCUCCGCACAUCAUCCCAGACGUGCACGGGAUGCUCCCGCAAGGCCUCCGCAGCUCCCGAGGCAGUUAGAACACCCAUUGCGCCCUGAUAUCCUCACCCCUCGGAACCCCUGCCCGCCCUCCACCAUGGUCAAGGGAGAGCUCUUUGCGUUCGGCUCGGCCGCGGCUGCCCUCGGCGGCGCAUACAAGCUCAGCGAGUUCCUGUACAAGGCCAAGCGCCUGCGCGAUGUCGGUCCCUCCAACGCCGUCUACGUGCGCAUCAUCGGCCGCGUGCGCUCCGACCUCGACGAGGUGCGGCGGCUGCUGUCGGUGCGCGAGGUCCACGACGCCCUCGAGUCCAACCCGGAGAAGUCCAAGUGGGUCUACGGCUGCAUGCGCGAUGUGCGCGGCGCCCUGGAGAACAUCACGCCGCACACGGAGCGCGUCGGCGGCGACAUCGAGGAGGGCCGCCGCAUCGGCGUCCGCCACCGCGUCUACUGGCUGCUCAGCGAGAAGGAGAAGCUGGAGAACCGCGAGAAGGAGCUCGCCAUUGCCCACGCCAGCCUGACCGAGGUCAUUGGCUUCCUGUCGGGUCUCGAGCCGAUGGAGGCCCCCAAGAAGCCGAAGAAGGAGGGCAAGGAGAAGUCCACCAAGGAUACGCACAUCGACAUCGACAUCCGUCGCGAGGGUCCCACCAAGCACACCGAGCACAUCGAACGUGAAGUCUGGGUCGAGCGCGACAACGGUCCGCGCCGCGUCGAGGAGCGUGAUGUCUGGAUCGAGCGUGACGGCCCUGCCCCCCGCUACGAGGAGCGCCGCGACAUCUACAUCGACGAGCGCGGCCCCCGCCACUUCGAUGACCGCGACCCGCGCCACUUCGACGACCGUGACCGCGGCGACCAGUACCAGCGCGACCUCGACUUCGAGCGCUACGACCCCGCCGACCCGCGCUACCAGCAGCACACCACGGAGCGCUACGAGCAGCACGACCAGUACGAGCGCCACGCGCCGCACCCGUCUGAUCGCUACUCGUCUCACCCCGGCGCGGCGCCCCUCGGCCGCCGCCCCGAGUCCUUCGAAGACCGCGUUCCGGAGCGCAACUCGUGGAUGCAGAGCAGCGAGCGCUACGGCGCCUACGGGGCGCCGCCCCAGUACCAACUGCCCCCGAACCAGCAGUACGCCGAGCGCGAGGUCUGGGUCGAGGAGAAGGAGGACUACCGCUUCGACGAGUAUGGGAACAGACUGCCGGACCGCUACUUCAAGCCCGAGUAUGCGUCCGUCCCCAGGCCAUACAAGGCCCGUAUUUAGGUGCGCGCAGUAUGAUAUCAGACGUAAUGAGCUUUUUUGUUUUUGUACAUGGACGACUGCGAGCUUAGUCGUAGCUACCCAAUAUCCCGUGUUUCUCUGCGCGCAGUGCCCGUCGAGUCGCUCAGUGAUGCAGUGUCGAAGUUUUGCGCGGGCAGU